Colletotrichum graminicola M1.001 is the source of this 1308-nucleotide messenger RNA. RefSeq lists its product as uncharacterized. Gene Ontology annotation, biological process: sphingolipid biosynthetic process; inositol phosphoceramide metabolic process. Gene Ontology annotation, cellular component: inositol phosphoceramide synthase complex. The coding region runs from base 1 to 1308 and encodes 435 amino acids. The transcript has 3 exons. NCBI's taxonomy places the organism in Eukaryota, Fungi, Ascomycota, Sordariomycetes, Glomerellales, Glomerellaceae. Gene Ontology annotation, molecular function: inositol phosphoceramide synthase activity. The record is from RefSeq and is a predicted model, not a curated record.
AUGGGCAUCGGCGCCGUGGCAGAGCCCUUGGUGGUCAUCACCCUCUUGUUCGGCGGCACCUUUUUCAACCGCAAUACCGGCGGCAUCACCUACGACAACCUGGGCUGGAAGGGUGGCCCCGACAUGGACGAUGUAGAACACAAGCGGUCCGACGAGCGCAGUUCGGGCGUCUCGACCCCGGAAUCGGAAGAAUCCCUCCUUUCGGUGGGCGCCUGGAGCCCGUCCUCGACCCUGGCACCGCACGAGGAGCCCCCGCUGCGUACGCGCAGGAUCAAGUUCUUUGGCUACCAGCGCCUCGUCACGACGCCCAACACGAGGGUCUUUAAGGACAGGCUCCUCAGUCGGGUGCUCCGCAAGUUCCCGUUCCUGGUGGAGGCGUGGUACUGGGCUCUUCUUUACUGGGUAUACCAAAUCGGCCGCGCCUUCACCGCGCUCACCCUCAACGAGGGGACGGUCGACGUCGCGCGCCGGCACGCGCUCCAGCUCAUCCACCUCGAGCAGCGGCUGCACGUCUUCAUCGAGGUGCCGGUGCAGCAGUACUUCCUGCAGAUGCCGACGGUGAUGCACUGGAUCAACCGCAUCUACUCCUUCAUCCACAUCCCCGGCACCAUCUUCUUCCUCGUCAUCCUCUACUUCAUCACGACGACCCGCAAGCGCCGCGCCCUCGCCGCCCGCCUCGCCGGCAACGAGGCCGUCCGCUGGAACGCCGCCGGCCCCGCCCUCUACGAGGCCCGCCGCCGCACCAUGGCCACCUGCAACCUCCUCGCCUUCGUCGUCUUCACCCUCUGGCCCUGCAUGCCGCCCCGCCUGCUGAGCGACCCGACUUACAACGGGCCCGACGCCGGCGAGGCCAAGAGCUUCGGCUUCGUCGACACGGUGCACAGCGGCUCCGGCGAGAGCAGCGUCUGGACGACGAACAAGUUCUGCAACCAGUAUGCCGCCAUGCCCUCUCUGCACUUUGGAUACUCCCUCCUCAUCGGCCUCACCGUCGCGACCCUGCCGAUGCCCUCGCUCCGCUCCCGCCCGUGGAGGCGCUUCGCCGUCGUCGCCCUCGGCAUGGCCUACCCGGCCCUGAUCCUGACCGCCAUCGUCGCGACCGCCAACCACUUCGUCCUCGACGCCGUCGCCGGCGCCAUCGUCUGCGGCAUCGCGUGGCACUGCAACGGCGUCCUGCUGAACCUGCUCGUCGUCGAGGACUACUUCCUCCGCGUGCUCCGCAUCCACAAGCCCGUGAACUGGACCGACCCCGAGGUCGCCGCCGUCGAGCGGGAGUGGAAGCCCAGCGUGGCGUUGAGCGAUGACGUCUAG